Messenger RNA from Cherax quadricarinatus, 1415 nucleotides. Lineage: Eukaryota; Metazoa; Arthropoda; Malacostraca; Decapoda; Parastacidae. The record is from RefSeq and is a predicted model, not a curated record.
CUGGAAGCUGAAAUGACGAGCUGGAAGAAACUAGAGUGUAGGUCUUCCCCCGCAUGGAAAGGUGAAGUUGUUGGUGCUGGAGGAGCGCUCUUCACCACUCCCUCACUUGCGAUCACCACCUUGACAAGUACGGUCGUGCACUCGCCUGUCCGCUGGAAUAAUAACUCAAAAUGUGUGACGACGAGGUUGCUGCUCUAGUUGUGGACAAUGGUUCAGGCAUGUGCAAGGCCGGGUUUGCCGGGGACGACGCCCCCCGAGCUGUCUUCCCUUCCAUCGUUGGAAGACCCCGCCAUCAGGGUGUGAUGGUGGGUAUGGGCCAGAAGGACUCUUACGUAGGUGACGAAGCACAGAGCAAGAGAGGUAUUCUUACACUAAAAUACCCCAUUGAACACGGUAUCGUCACUAACUGGGACGACAUGGAGAAGAUCUGGCAUCACACAUUCUACAACGAACUGCGUGUGGCACCGGAAGAGCACCCAGUCCUGCUUACUGAAGCUCCCCUCAACCCCAAAGCUAACCGUGAAAAGAUGACACAAAUUAUGUUUGAAACCUUCAACACCCCCGCCAUGUACGUAGCUAUCCAGGCUGUGCUGUCCCUGUAUGCCUCUGGUCGUACCACCGGCAUUGUCUUGGACUCUGGUGAUGGCGUGUCACAUACUGUUCCUAUCUACGAGGGAUAUGCCCUUCCCCAUGCUAUCUUGCGUCUCGACUUGGCCGGACGUGACCUUACCGACUACCUUAUGAAGAUCUUAACUGAACGUGGCUACACCUUCACUACCACUGCUGAACGAGAAAUCGUUCGUGACAUUAAGGAAAAGCUUUGCUAUGUUGCUCUAGAUUUCGAGCAGGAAAUGACAACGGCCGCAUCAUCCUCUUCCCUAGAAAAAUCCUACGAGCUUCCUGACGGUCAGGUUAUUACCAUUGGCAACGAAAGGUUCCGUUGCCCUGAAGCCCUCUUCCAACCUUCCUUCUUGGGCAUGGAAUCUUGUGGUAUCCACGAGACUACCUACAAUUCUAUCAUGAAGUGUGACGUAGAUAUCCGUAAGGAUUUGUACGCCAACACUGUCUUGUCUGGUGGUACCACAAUGUACCCAGGUAUUGCUGACAGGAUGCAGAAGGAAAUUACUGCCCUGGCACCAUCCACCAUGAAGAUUAAGAUCAUUGCACCCCCAGAGCGCAAGUAUUCAGUAUGGAUUGGAGGUUCUAUCUUGGCAUCCCUCUCCACCUUCCAACAGAUGUGGAUCAGCAAGCAAGAAUAUGAUGAAUCUGGCCCCUCUAUUGUCCACAGGAAGUGUUUCUAAAUUCCUAUCCUUUAUUUAGGUUAACUGUACAUGAUUUAGGAUAUCAAUUUUUACAUUAUUCCAUUAGUAUAAGUAUUAUGUUUAUUUAAAAGGAAUAAAUUGAUUUCUACUAAA